AUGGCACCAUACUCAAGCAAAAACGUGGUCAUUAUCGGUGGUAGCCAUGGCAUCGGCCUAUCGACAGCUCAGCUUCUGGUUAACGGGGGUGCAAAAGUCCUGGUCACCGGUCGAAGUCUUAGACCCAUCGAAGCAGCAAAACAACAGUUAAAAGAUAAGGCCGAGAUUGUGUCAUGCGAUAUCACUUCAACCGCGGCCAUAUCUGAUCUUGUUCAGACGGCGCAGUCCUUCUUUGGCCCUGGACAAAGCAUCGAUCUUCUUUUUGUCAACGCUGGCUAUGCCUCUCUAGAGCCAUUCUCUACCGUAUCAGAGGACUCUUUCCGACGAACAUUCGACACCAACGUGUUCGGUGCCUUUUUUGUGGCGCAAAAGCUCUCCCCUCUCCUAAAAGAUGGCGGUUCCAUUGUAUUCACCACCUCGGUUGCAAACCAGGUCGGCAUCCCUGGCAUGGCGACGUACUCGGCCUCCAAGGCUGCCGUCCGGUCGUUUGUGCAGACAUUGGCAGCAGAGCUAGUUAGUCGGAAGAUUCGUGUAAACGCGGUCUCCCCUGGCUUUGUGAAGACCCCAACGAUGGGUGUCGCAGGUGCCUCGUGUGAUGAUCUACGAGAGUUCGAAAACCAGGGCGUUCAGACUACACCCCUGGGUAGAAUUGGAGAACCGGUCGAAGUCGCGCGUGCCGUUUUGUUCCUCGCGUUCGAGGCAACCUUUACAACGGGCUCGGAGGUGACACUCGAUGGCGGGCUGGCAUUAUUGAAGGCGCAUUAG
Molecule: messenger RNA, 765 nt
Organism: Aspergillus nomiae NRRL 13137
Lineage: Eukaryota; Fungi; Ascomycota; Eurotiomycetes; Eurotiales; Aspergillaceae
Product: putative short chain dehydrogenase
Exons: 1
Coding region: 1-765 (254 amino acids)
Molecular function (GO): oxidoreductase activity, acting on the CH-OH group of donors, NAD or NADP as acceptor
Source: RefSeq, a predicted model, not a curated record